AUGUCCGACAACCCCUCGUUUGUCCUCCGCAAGAUCGAGGAGGUCGUUUUUGAGGACAGGCCUGUCCCUGAACCUCAGAACGACGAAGUUAUCGUUGCUGUAAAGAAGACGGGCAUCUGCGGUUCCGAUGUCCACUACCUCGUUCACGGCCGCAUCGGCGACUUCGUCGUCGAGAACCCGAUGGUCCUCGGCCACGAAUCUGCAGGCAUUAUCCACAAAGUCGGUCCCAAGGCCAGGAACCUCAAAGUCGGUGACCGUGUCGCGAUGGAGCCCGGCGCGACCUGCCGCACCUGCGACGACUGCAAACGCGGUCGGUACGAGCUCUGCCCCGACAUGGUCUUCGCCGCGACACCCCCGUACGACGGCACCCUCGCGCGCUACUACACCAUCCCUGCCGACCUUUGCUACAAGCUCCCGGCGAACCUCACGCUCGAGGACGGCGCGAUGAUGGAGCCGCUGUCCGUCGGUGUGCACUCGGUCGCGAACAUCUCCCAGCUCCGCGCGAACCAGUCCGUCGUCGUCUUCGGCGCCGGCCCCGUCGGCCUGCUCUGCAUGGCCGUUGCGCGCGCGCUCGGCGCCUCACGCGUCAUCGCGGUCGACAUCGUCCCCUCGCGCCUCGAGUUCGCGAAGAACUACGCCGCGACGGACGCGUACCUGCCCCCGAAGAUGAACGAGGGCGAGACCCGCCAGGCGUACUCGGAGCGCAAUGCCACCGCGAUGCGUGAGCAGCUCGGCAUCGAGGAGCGCGGCCCCAACGGCAUCGACCUCAUCGUCGAGGCCAGCGGCGCCGAGGUCUCCAUCCAGACCGGCAUCCUCAUCGUGAAGCAGGGCGGCUCGUACGUCCAGGUCGGCAUGGGCGCCGCGAACGUGAACAUCCCGAUCACCACUCUUCUUACGAAGGAGGUCAACUUCAGGGGGUCUUUCCGCUACGGACCCGGCGACUACCAGCUCGCGAUCGCGCUCGUCGCGCAGGGCAAGAUCGACCUCAAGCCGCUCGUCACGCACCGCUUCCCGUUCGACAAGGCCGCCGAGGCCUUCCAGACCACGCGCGACGGCAAGAGCCCGGACGGCAAGACGGUCAUCAAGGCCGUCAUCUCUGGGCCCGACGUCUCCCCCGACGACCUCAUGUAG
Molecule: messenger RNA, 1131 nt
Organism: Epithele typhae
Lineage: Eukaryota; Fungi; Basidiomycota; Agaricomycetes; Polyporales; Epitheliaceae
Product: xylitol dehydrogenase
Exons: 8
Coding region: 1-1131 (376 amino acids)
Biological process (GO): D-sorbitol catabolic process
Molecular function (GO): zinc ion binding; L-iditol 2-dehydrogenase (NAD+) activity
Source: RefSeq, a predicted model, not a curated record